Uranotaenia lowii is the source of this 14664-nucleotide messenger RNA. RefSeq names its product double-stranded RNA-specific editase Adar (gene Adar). Lineage: Eukaryota; Metazoa; Arthropoda; Insecta; Diptera; Culicidae. Gene Ontology annotation, biological process: RNA processing; adenosine to inosine editing. Gene Ontology annotation, cellular component: nucleolus; cytoplasm. The record is from RefSeq and is a predicted model, not a curated record. Gene Ontology annotation, molecular function: double-stranded RNA adenosine deaminase activity; tRNA-specific adenosine deaminase activity; double-stranded RNA binding. The transcript is spliced from 10 exons. The coding region runs from base 923 to 4831 and encodes 1302 amino acids.
GGCACGAAUCCUUGACGGGAAAUGUAACAACGACGACGUCUCGAUUUGAGUGAGUGAGAGCCAGGAAACGGUCUCCCUGGCGGUAGAAAGUUGAGGCGUGAAGCGCGACGCGCGAGUGAAGAGCGUGGAAAAUCGAAGUGGCAGCCAGGUUCGGCCAGUCGCCAGUGGGAACAUUGCCAUCAGACUAGCAGAAACUGUUCCGACGGUCGGUCAGAUCUUUUCGUUUUGUCCGUGUCCGUGUUUCCGUGAGUGAGUGUGUAUUGUGUGGGGGUUUCCUUUCUCGGUGCGCCGCUUUAUUUUCCCUGGCUCGAAGAGAACCAACAGCGGGACCAGAAGAUUGAUUCCCUUGCGCGUUAUUUUCCGUCGUUCCGUCGUCGUCUUUUCGUUCCGGGAGUUGGAAGAACCGGAGGCGUCCGCGAGUGAGUGUCUUUUUCCCCGUGAGGAAUCGAAAAUUUUGCGGACAUUUUCCGCCGUCGCAGCCGUCGUGUGAAAAGUCUCUAGAUUGGGGCCCAGAAUUUUUCCUUCCCCUUUUGGGUGCAACUCGCCACCGGAAGGGAGAAGAGAGUUUUAACUGUGUAGGGAUACAACAACAGCAGGGACAGGAAGAGCGGAAUCAGUGCGACAAAAUUCUUGUGCAAACGCAAAUCUCAACCAAUCCCAUCUAUUGGAAGGAAGAAAGUUGCCUUCAGCCGGAGGUUGUUCCGGGUUCCUGCGGAAAAAGUGUCAACCCCCAACAAAUUACCGUAAAAGUGUUUAGAGUGAAAAAAAAAGGAAAACAAACCCAAUCUGGUGCUUCGUUCGUUGUACUCUUUGUUAGUAUUUUUGUAUAUUAUUUUUUCGAUUCAAUCUUUCCACCGGAUCGAUUAAGCGGUAUCACUACCGCGCCCUCCCUCCUUCGAAAAUACGAAGAAACACUAAAUAUAUGCGGCCGAACAGUGUCGCGUACGAUCGCUACCGUUGGAAAAAGAUGGACCACCAGCCAUCUUCGACAGAGCGCAGCAAAGGCGGCUCUUCCGGGGCAGGACCGGAUUCCGGACAGGCUUCGGUUUCGGCGGAUCAGAAGAUCCCGGUCCUAACUACCAGCGGAUCCGGCACGCCAACGGCCACAACGACGGCAGCAGAAUCCAAAACGUCGACGCCCGGAUCGCCGGGAUCAAAUGCAACCGCCGGCAACCGGAGGGGAACCAAGCGGAAGAAUUCAGUCAACCUGCCCUCAGGCAAUGCAGCGGCCCGGAAGCGCCGCAAAAUGGUCCAGGCACAGCUGAAGGCAGGGCUGGAUCCGGGGCCCGGGGAUCAACUUCCGCAAACGAAGAAUACCGUGGCGGUGCUGAACGAGCUGAAGCGCAAUCUGGUCUACAAUCUGGAGUCGCAGUCGGGACCGGUGCACGCGCCCCUCUUCUCGAUGUCGGUGGUGGUCGAUGGUCAAAAGUUCAUUGGCCAUGGUCGAAGUAAAAAGCUGGCCCGCAUCGAAGCCGCAGCUGCUGCACUCCGGAGCUUUAUCCAGUUCAAGGAUGGGGCAACACUGACGCCCAUCAAACCCCUCCACAAUGUGGACUUCACCAGCGAUGAUCCAAUGAUCGACAACAGUAUGUUCCCGCUGACGGAUCCCCCGGCCAUCGUCGAUUCGGCGGAAACUCCUGCUGCUGCUGCUCCAGCAACGGCAACAACACCAGCCACCAAACCGACAGAAGAACCGACUCUCAAAAAGGAAACUCACCAAUCGAGACCACGGGAGCGCCAGAACGGAGCCAACCAUCAUCACAACAACAAUCUCAACAACAACAACAACAAUGUGCACUCAGCAAACAACAGUAAUUCCCCUUCUGAACCCAAUCCAAGUUCAAAUUUCAGUCGAUUUCAUAACAAUUUCAACCAUAACAACAACAACAAUAAAACUAACCAUAAUAACAAUGGCAACACGCCCGGUUUUCCCCCGUCCUAUCCAGAUCCCUACCAGAAAAACGUUCAUGAUCAUUAUCACUAUCAAUACAACAACAAUCACAACCAAAACCCGUAUCAUCACCAUCACCAUAAUCACUCACCGCACCACCACCAUCAUCAACAUCAUCAUCCAUACGCACCACAUCAUACGCAACACAGACCGCAACACCAAUACCAACAAAACAACAACAUUAGUUACGGCCUACUACAACAGCCGGUGGUUCAGCAGCAUCACCAUAGUAACAGUAACAGUAACAACAGUAGUGGUAGCAACCAAAUUCAUCACCAACACCAGCAGCAAGGCAAAAUUGGCAAUAACACGAAUGCCUUUGCAGCGGCCAUUGAGCUCGUCGCCAAUGGCAACGGUAGUAGCAAUACUAACAACCUUUAUCUAGCUACUGAUACUAACCAAGUGAACAACUACAACAACAACGAUAACUACAACUAUCGUAACCACCAACCGACAAAGCGUUCGAAUAAUGUUAUUAAUAAUGACUCCUUUAAUGCUCUGCCAUCAACAACCAAAACAACAACAACCCCAUCAAAAACACCACUACUACCACUACCGUCAACCAAAAAUCCUACAACACACCUCCAACAACAACAACAACAACCAUCAACCCCACUGAUAUCAUCACCACCAAACUUAGCCGCUAUCAACAACACCACCACCACCACCAAUGCCAACGGUGCCAAUGCUAGUGCAGGCGGCAUCCGAACCAUUGUAAAUACUAGUAGUAGUGGCAGUUCCCUUGGCUACAAUCACAGCAACCAGCUGCAGCAGCAGCCGAACCAUCAAUUGCAUCCAUCGCUGUUGCUCCGUGGUGCGCAGCACCAAAAACAACCGUCGCCGUCCUCCUUCUGUUCUUCCUCGUCUUCGGUUGGCCCGCCGAUGAAUCCCAAUACAGCCGCCUGCGCCGCCGCCACAAUUAAUAACAGUAACAAUCAUACUAGCAACACUGCUGCUGCUGCUGCUUCCCCGCCUAUCAUCGGCGGGCAUCGGCAGCUGGUCGAAAGAAUUCAGCAAAGUUUAGAUCUAUUUAAAAAUUCCAAUGAAAAGAAUGUAGCGUGGAAGAAGCGAUUAGAAAAGCUCAAGUCCUCGGCCGCCCAUGCCGCCCGGAAGGUCUCGCCGGGUCAGUCUACCAAGCCACAGCCCGAGAAGGGUCCGGUGAUGCUGCUGCACGAGCUCUUCACCGAUGCCCACUUCGAGUGCGUUUCCACGGACGGCCUGCAGCACUCCAAGUUUACCGUGGUCGUAACGGUCGAUGGCCAACGCUUCGAGGGAACCGGCCCGUCGAAGAAGAUGGCCAAGAAUGCCGCGGCCAAGGCAGCGCUGGCCUCGAUGUGCAACAUCUCCUUCAGCCCGCUGCAGCAGGCCAAGUUCGGUAUGGUAAGCAAUGCCGGAUCCGGCGGAAUGGGACCCGGUAGCAUGUCCGGUCUCGGCAUGAACGGGGACGCCAUGUCCUUGCACGACCAAACGAAGGUCGAACUGCCCCAGACCUUUGCCGACACGAUCGGAAAGUUAGUCAUCGAGCGCUUCAACGAGGUUAUGAAAGGCAACGAUGUGUACUCGAGGCGUAAGGUUCUGGCGGGUAUCGUAAUGACCCACGGUUAUGACGCCAAAACGGCUAAGGUCAUCUCCCUGGCCACCGGAACCAAGUGCGUGAGUGGCGAGCACAUGAGCGUAACCGGAUCGGUGAUCAAUGACUCGCACGCGGAAAUCAUUGCCCGCCGAGGCCUCGUUGACUUCAUCUACACCCAGCUGGAUCUGCACUGUAAAAAGCAGUCGGAAAAUAUUAAACCUGCGGCGACCGCCGCCAGCCAGUGCAAUGGCAAAUCAUCGGCGGCAGAUCAAACGCCGGACAACGCUCUGCCGACCGAGCCGAGUAUCUUCGUAAAGCCGGAGGGAGCGAGUUUGUACCGUUUGCGGGACGGGAUCAACUUCCAUCUGUACAUCAAUACGGCCCCCUGCGGAGAUGCGAGAGUGUUCAGCCCCCACGAGAACGACAACAUGGAGGUAGACAAGCAUCCCAACAGGAAAGCCCGCGGCCAGCUGCGCACCAAGGUGGAAUCGGGCGAAGGGACGAUACCGGUCAAGAGCAGCGAAGGCAUUCAGACGUGGGAUGGUGUCCUGCAGGGGCAGCGUCUGCUGACGAUGUCCUGCUCGGACAAAAUAUCACGCUGGAACGUGCUCGGUUUACAGGGUUCGCUGCUCGCGUCCGUGAUCGAGCCGAUCUAUCUGCACUCGAUCGUGCUGGGCAGCUUGCUGCAUCCGGCGCACAUGUACCGUGCCAUCUGUGGUCGAGUGGAGAGUUGUAUCCAGGGUCUGCCCCCGCCGUAUCGGCUCAAUAAACCGAGACUUGCCUUGAUGACUUCGGCCGAGUCCCGGAACCAGACGAAACCACCCAACUUCAGCAUCAACUGGGUCAUCGGAUGUACCGAGGUCGAGAUCGUGAACUCCUUCACCGGUAAGUUGAUCAACAACAACACCAAUACAAACAAAAUGUCCCGGCUGUCGAAGCAGUCGUUCUACCGGCGAUACGCGGCCGUCAUUGCCGCGCUACCGGGUGCGCCCUUCCGGGAGGUUAAGGCCAGCUACUUUGAGACGAAGAUGUGCGUGCCGGAGUACCAACAGGCCAAGAAGGAACUGUUUGCGGCCUUCCGAAAGGAGGAUCUGGGCGAUUGGCUGAAGAAACCAAUCGAACAGGAUCAGUUCACGUUGAUUGCUCCGCGUCCGGAAGAGCUGGUGGUGCCGAACGGUACCGCCAAGAAUGGACCCAAUGGGACAGCACCGGUAAGCAAUGGCGCCGGCGUGAAUGUCGGAACUUCCACUUCGUCAGUGCCCCAACAACAGUCCAACAAUGGCGGCAACGGCGGUGGCGGCAAAUGACAUCAGGGGAGUAAACAUUCCAACAAGCAUCACCAGAACGGGACCGGUGCCGGCAGAUUGUUCUGAGGUCUGUGCCAGAGAAUCAACAGCAGCACCAGCGGUGAAAAGAAGAGAUAAAUUUUUUGGAGCUCGAAUACGAAGCCAGACACGUAGCGUAGUGUAGAUGCAGAAGUUUGAUCUUUAGCUUAAGUUCUAGGAACGAAGGUAUUCCUAUUUUUAAUUUGUUAUUUUUUUUUCUGCUAAGAAUGCAAAGUUUCAUGACUAAACAUGCCCUCGACUAGCGUGGGGCAGUUUGUUUUGCGUUAUCAAGUGAUCAUUUUACUGUUGAUUGUACUCUGCACCGUUACUAGAUGUUAAGAUUCCGUCUGCUUGUUUACUUUGAGUAUUUUUUUAGUCUCUAGAAACUACAGGAGAAUGUCCUGUAUUGGUGGGAUCAGUUGCAAGGAGCCCUUGGAAAGCUCGAUAUUGGAUAGCAAAACACUAAGGAAAACUAGCACUUCUUGUAUGCAGAAAAAUGUGUUCUUUCAUGUGAGCGUGUCAUAAUCACAUGGAAUAUAGCAGGAUCAUUGUUUAGGCCGAACGGCAUUUCAAUAGGUUUGUACUUUGACUUUCUAUCAUUGAGUAACUUUUAAACUGUUUUUGGCCAUUGUCAAUCAACAGUAUUUUCCUUUUUUUUAUUAUCAUUUUUAAUUUAUUUUUUUAGUUUUUUACUUAUAUGAUAAAAAUGUGUACUUUUAAGUUUGCGUGUCAUAAUCAUAUGGAAAACAGCAGGAGCAAUUUUAAAGCCAAAUGGUAUUUUUUCAGUUUAAGUUAUUUUUUUAUAAACACUGUCCUUAUUAUUUUUUUUCGAUAUUUUUUGUUAGCUUGUAAACCUGUCAAAAUUGAUCGUAUAAGGUGAAAUGAUGAAAAUACAGUGCCAUUUGACGGAGCCAAAACUUCAAAUUUUAGUAGGCGAAAAAAACUUAGUCAGAUUUUGUUUUGUUCCUCCAGAGUCAAUCGCAACUGUUCCAGACGGCUGAUCCCUCUAAGCUUUUUCAAUAGAUAACUACGGUGAAUAAUUUAUUAGACCUAAGUUUACUGCAAACAAACAGUUCGGUUCCAAAAUAUAGUCACAUUAAAACAAAUACGAUAUCGAUCCAGUUAAUCUUCACUAAUUCAGAGAACCCUCUGAGAUACAAUAAAAAACCAAAUGAAACAACUGUAAACAUAUAUGGUAAACCAAAAAACAAAAAGCAAACAUGAUAUCUCGAAAGAUAAACAUAUUUCCGAUCAAAAUAAUAUCGUUAAGCAACACAACACAUAUUGUUAUACAAACUUAAAGCAAAAGAAGAAAAAAAACUGACCGUGAAAAAUGCAAAAACAGCAUCAAAGUUGUGAUAUUUCAAGUAAAGAUAAUAUUUCAGUAAUUAUUCAAAUUUAACCCCCCCAUGCACCGGAGACCGCGCACACGCACACACAUGAUGCUGCGUGCCCUCGACAAAAAAAAGGGCAAGAGUGCCAGAAAGCUGCUCUGUGCUCAUGUGUGCCAAUUGUGUGUCCAUACGCACGCACCCAAAGCCCUUCCGUUCGCAAUGCCCAUCUGUGCGCAUGCAUGCAUAUCGUUUGAGCAACGAAUUUCAUACGAAACAACCCUAAACAAACAGAACCGAACGCAUGAAGGUGCGUUCGAAUGGACGCGUGUGUGCGUCUCUAUUUGUUAAAUCAUGAUGAAAGAACAAUAAUCAAGUAACGAAUCGAAAAAAAACAAACUUAAAAAUAUUACACGAAUUCGUUCGUUAGAAGGGGAUAGUAGCAGGAGUUUUCGGUUCAAUUGAAGCGACGAAAGUUUUACACGAGUUAGGGCGAAACAAUUAGGAAGCAAUGCGAGCAAUUCUAGGUAAACAAACAAAAGAACAACAUCAAACAUCAAGCAAAGAUAUCGACUGACGCGCAUAGACAUAUACCAGCACCAUGUGGAGGGAUUAAGUGACGGGAAAAUUGCAGCUUUAACCAAUAGAAGCUCUGAAAAGACUUUAGUUUCGUUUUCCGUAGUAUUGUAGGCUUUACGGUGUGUUUUUGUGUGAAAGAGUUGGUGCAAGUGUGGAUAAUUUGAGAACAGUAUGAGGCCGGCAGACUUGGAACAGUGCAAGCUCAAAGGAUGGGUAUUAAUAUUUUUAGGCAAUGGUGGCCGAAGAAGCAAUAGAAAAUUCAAUCGAAUGCGUUUUAAGGGCUUAUUCAGCAUGUUUUAAGCUUUCAAGAAUCAUAUUCGGUAAUUGUUGGUUGUUCUGUAACAUUUAAGACCUUAAUUUCGACUAAAUCCAUAGAUUUUGACCAAAAAAAAGAUCACUUAGAUAUGGUUUCAGAUGUAAUAUGAAUUUUAGACCUUUGCAAAUUACGAAUGUAGGAGGAGCAUUCUUCAGUCUGAACGGCAUUUUGUAAGUUCAAAACUACUGACAUUUACAGUUAAAUUUGAGAAAUUCGAUGUUUAGACAAUCUCUAGAAAAAAGGUCUACUCGAAAGCCCGUCACCAUUAUAUGUAUGGUACUUAGAAAACAAUCGGAUUUUUUUAAAUAUUCAAGUAAUAGAAAUUUUUUUGAUAGAUAUUCAAACAAAACAAGUGAUACUAUUUAGACCGAAUGGCAUUUUUGUACAUUCAUACUAUCUUAUUUUCCAAGUUCAUUCGAGAAACCUUCCAGAAGAGAUUCAUACCGUCUAAUCGCAGGUCUUUCUAACAAAUUGCAAAGCCAGAUAAAUGAGUGCGGCUUGGAAACAAUAGACAAAGUUCUAAAACAUUGAUGGCUUGGAAGAAUUUUGCGGCCUGAAUUCUCAAGAAAUAGCCUGAGUCCUGUCCUGAACAAUGUUCUAUAUUUGUUCGAAAAAGGUUCGAUUCUAUUGGCAUUCCUCAAUCCAAUGAACUUCUUUAUCGAUCGUGACCUAUUUGUACUCGUUGGGCUUCUUUCAACUUCAAGGUGCAGGUUAAGCCCUGUAUAUUCAAACUAUCCACCUUCAACCGAGAAACGUUCCAAAAGAGAUUCAUACCGUCUAAUCGCAGUGUCUUUCUAGCAAAUUGCAAAGCCAAAGAAAUGAAUGUGGCUUGGAAACAAUAGACAAAGCUCUAAAACACUGAUGGCUUGUAAAAAUUUUGUAGUCUGAAUUAUCAAAAAUAGCAUAAGUUCUGUCCCAAAGAAGUUCUACAUUUGUUGAAAAAAAAGGUCCGGUUCUAUUGGCAUUCCCCAAUCCGACGAACUUCUUUAUAGAUCGUGGCCUAUUAGUACUCAUUGGGCUUUUUUGGACUUCAAGAUGCAGGUUAAGCUUUGAAAGCUUCUUUCCAAAGGGUCAUUGAUCUUACCACUCAGAAGAUUUGAACAUCUUGAUUUGAAACAUCAAUCGCCAAACUUCAAAGCGUCUUAGUAAAUUCACAUGUUAUUAAGUACCGUUCGGACUUUAAAAUGCGCCUGCCAUCUUUCAGAGAGUUAAAGUUUCACCUUAUUACCAUAGCUUGAUGACUUUUGAACCAGUUGAUUUUUGGGAGCGGAUCAUCUGAACAUCUGAACGUUGAAAAGCUCAACUGGGUAGCCACGGAACCAGCUUAAGGUAGUUGGACUUUAUGCUCAACACAUUCCUUGUGUAUAGUUUCACCACUUCGAUUCAGUCGGGAUGGCUUGAUUUCGCCCGCUAAAACCGAUGAAGAAUGGUCUUUUAGCUACGUAGCCAGGCUAGGCAGCUGCUCCAAUCCUGUAUGCUUUUUAAUUUGGAUGAGAUUUCGAUAGCCUUGUGGUAGUGAAGUCCAAUAGCCCAGAAAAUCCAUGAUCUUAUCGAAACUUCAAGACGGAAGUUCAGCUAAGAACUGAACGAUCACACUGACUAAAUUUUCGUCCCGGAUGCCUUUACAAGCUGCUAUGAACACUUUGGAGGUAUGCGUAGUGACCAUGGAUCGCAAUAAGAAAAGAUGAUGCCCUUCGAUUGCCUUUUGGUCUUGAAAAGGCUCCUUCUAUCUUUCAAGGAGAUUAACCUUCAUGGGUUUCAUUUUUGUGUUUUUUUAAAACAAUUUAACUGGGUUUCUCGGAUUUUAAAUAAAUUGUUUCAGAUAAGGUCCUCAUUAUUUUUGUGUGUUUCAGUAUUGUGUGAAUUUUUAAUAGUUUUCAGUAUUUUCAAACGUUUAGUGUUAACAUGCAGUUGGUAUUUUGAAAGUUUAGAUACAAGUAAAAAAAACAGUCUUGUGAAUCUAAUCAAGAAUAUCAUUUAAGUUUAAAAGUUGUACUACGCUUUUUAAGUUAAUUAAGUGUGUCUAUUUGAUUUGAGCAUUGUUUAUGAAAAAACCUAUCCAUAGUUUUCAAUCCGAAUAGCAUGUGUUCCAAGUAAACUGUUAGCGUAUCUCUAUCGAGUGAGAGCGAUUGUGUUUAAUUCGGAGAAAAAAAACGCAAAAUAAGAUUUACCAGAAAUCGAAUACACCAAAAGUGGUUGAGGAGGAUUCAAAAAUGGAAUGAAAUUAAAUUUGAACCGACCGACUUGAUCGACCGUAGGAUACACUGAACUUAUCAAUAACCAAAAGAACGCGGCUGUGGUGAAUGUUGUUAGUUAUUAUUGACUACUGAUUUUCUGUUUUUUUUUUUUUUUUUUUGAGAAAAGAGGGUUUUUGUGGAAGUUUUCGGUAGGUACUAGGCGUGAUGUUCUACUUUUUUUUUACUAAACAUUAGCGAGCAGAUGGUUUAAUUUUUUUGUUGAGUGUGCAUCUGUGUGAUAAGUAAGUAUGUGAUUUUGACAACAAGCAAAACAAAAAAGAAUUAGGGAAAUCGAGGUGAACCGCCAGUUUUUAGAAGAGCACACAAGCGGCAAAGAAGAAGCGUAUUCGUGUAUGUGUAAAUGUCGAUAAUAAAUUGAAAUAUUUACUGUGAUAUUAAUCUUUACUUCAAAUAUUGACAUUCGUAUCAAGUGAAAUGUUGAUAUAAAUGAAAAUAUACAAAAACAAAACAUCCAUUAAAAUGAUACCUUACAGUAAGUUUCGAAGAUUGAGGAGAGAGAAAAAAAAAUUGCGUUAAAUAGAUCUAGCGAAAGCAGUUCGAAAAAAGGACAAAAGAACAAAAUCUUUUAGUAGUUAAGAAGUAAGCUAUUAAAAAAAUUCAAUUGAACGGAUUAGCGUUAGUCGUUGAAGGGUUGAACAAAAGAAGACAAAAAUCAACAAAAAAAACUUAGCACUCAUUAUAAGCAAAAAAAACUAACUAACGAAUAAUAGCAAGUAAAAUCAGUACAACUAUUCAAUUAACCCGUUUGAUUACUAGCCAAAACAGAGAGAAAGAAGAGGAGAAAGAGAGAAAAAUGUGCGCCAUAACAGAACUAAAAAAAAACACAAACCAGUUAAUCUCGUCUUUUGAAAAGUUUGCAAACGAAACACACUGAAAAAAACCAUAUUAUAGUGAAAACAAAACAGUUGCUUGUGAAAACCGAUCUUACGUACACUUAUCUAAGCUACAGAAAAAUUCUUUACUUCAUCUCAUUAUACACAAUAGAACACGGCAUAACGAGGGUACUACUGCUACCGGAAUACUACCACGAUUAAAGUAGCAUCAAUUUUAGUGAUUGACCAUAAAACCAAAUAGUCAAUACAUUGUUAAUCAUUUGAUCUACUGUCUUUUACAAUUAUUUGGACACUAACGGAAGGUUGGAUUUGGUUUAUUUUCUUCACGCGCGGCAGGCUUUCAAUUUUACCGGUCAACAACAAGCACCUCAGUUAACAAAAAUUUGGAACAGAAAGUUUUUCAUUUUUUUUUCAGGAGAAGUUUACUGUUGAGUAUCGUGUUUACAUUCUCAUGCUUGGAUUUGAGAUUGGUUCGCUUCUGUUUCUCGUCUGGCGAGGCAAGGGCUGUUGUAAUUUCUAUAGUGAGAUUCACUUCCAUUGUUUCCUAGAAGAAAUUUUCGUUUGAGUACUGUGUACACAUAUUUCCUGGGAGAAGGUUACACUCGAAUAUUGUGUUCACAUUUCCACUCAUGAUUCUUUUCAAGAAUCACUCAUAUGAAAACAAGAAUUUCGAAACUUUUGAAAACAAGCAGCUCAAGUUAGCUGAAGUAAUCAACCGAUACGUCGAAGCAAAUUGCGCAUAAAUCCUUGCCUCCGUAGAGAGUGGAUGAAUCGGAAACAGAAUGCACGUUUGCGUUUCUUGUGAGAAAUUCAUAGUUGAGUAAUGUGUUUAAAUUCUCGCUCAUGAGUUGUGUUUGGGUGGAAUAACAACAGGAAAACAUACUUGACGAAAAGUCAUCUAAAAUUAAGAGACCCCUAUGGUAUUAGUUCCCAUCUUCAAGGGAUUUCGAAAUAGUUGAAAGAAAAAAAAAUUGUUUCAGAACAAAAGAAAAUCAGCAAGUUAUUCAAGCUUUCCCAACAGCAUGGAGUUUGGCAAAUUAAAGUGAUAAAACACAAUGAGUAACUGCGUCCAGUGGCGUUACUCGUCACGUUUCAAUUUGUAAUUUUGACUCCACUAAGCACUCCAAAAAUGUAACGUUAGUUCAAAUAAGCUUCUAUUGGUUAAUGGAGGUGAUCUUAGCGCAGGUCUAGCCUGAAGCAUUAACACAACUCAGGGCUUCGUGGUGAAAUUUGCCAUUCAACUCACAAAAUAGGCCCCAAUGCUUUCCUCCGUUAACAGACGAUGAGUCCGAGAAAAAAGGCGUGUUUUCAAAACAUCAAUCGCCAUUACCUCCCAAGGAAAUAUAAACACGCUACUCGACUGUCCCCUUCUCUAAGUUUUGGUAUGUUUAUAUUUGCUCAAGUAAAUGUAUCGGAAUCCUUCCGCCCGCAGUAAUCGUGAUCGCUUUUUGAAAGUAUGGUAAGCCUACGAGAAUUAAUCCCCAUUACUUGUUGCGGAAAAUUUACGGUUGAGUAUCAUGUUUAUAUUUCUAUGCAAGAUGCUGUUGAGAUGCACAAUAGACUGAGUCGAUUUAGGAUCAUUUUUGAAUUUCUCAUAAUCUGGGGUAUAAAAUGAUUCGUUUUACGUAAUGUUUCUGUAAAUUUCAACUUCUAUGUUUGUAUGGGAGAAUUGAAUAUUUUGUUCUGAAAAGUCAACAUUGUUCUUAUUUCUUCUGAUGAACCAAGCCUGCUAAUGGUUUUUGUACCAAUUUAUAAUUUUUUUAAGGAAAUUUUCCGCUAAACCACGUUUUUGACGAUACAUGGUGGUGGAAUCCAGAGAAAAACUCCAUAAUUGGCUGAUGAAACGGUUAAAAUACGCCAUUUCUUAUCGUAAGUAAUAAACGUCGGAGUAUCGCGUUGAGCAUAAACACGAUACUCAACCAUAAAUGGACGUGACUGUAUUUUUCAUUAAAAAUCUUUCAUGGAUGUUGAAAUAGGUAUGUACAUAUGAAGUGAUGAAUGUUCUUCAUAAUUCUGGUAUUGUGCUUCGAAGCACUGAAACCUUGUAGCCCAAGGUGUAGAAUAUGGGAGUCAGGGCAUUGCUUCUCAUGAGCAAUUUACGGUUGAGUAUCGUGUUAAGAUGAACACGAUAUUCAGCCAUAAAUGAACGUGAUGGCAUUUUUCGUUUAAACAAACGUCGUAAAUUUAAUCCAAAGUAAGAUGACCUUUACACGAUUUAUUGAUGUAAACGUGAAAAGCCUGUCCGUUUUACUGCGUGGAGCAAAAUACUAGGCACUUCGAAAAAAACAAAAGCUAUACGAAUUCGAUCUUAUUUAGCAGGUAGCUCAACAGUAGGAGAAUUAACUAAGUUUCAACACGUUCUAACAGCGUUUGGUAGCAAGUUUUGGUAGGCACCAAUAUGUGAUUUUUCGAACAAAGAUUACUAUGUUAUUAUUAAACACGAAUACUUUAAAACUUCUCGAAAUAAAAAGUAAUUUUGAAGCAGGAAAACUAUGAAACAAAUCAAUCCUAGGAAAGGUUUGUGUUGAAAUUUUCGUGAAAGGUUACAUAAUUCGAAAACCUAAUAUUUAGGAUAGAAUAAAGGAAAAAAACUGAGACUUCCAAUAGUAGAGAGAAAGAGAGCAAAACAAAAGAGAGCGACAAAAAAGAAAUUCGCGGAAAGCGACUAUUAAAUUCAAGUUUAAUAAUAAACAAAACCGAACACAAUAAAUUUUGAAUCGUAGAUUAGAACAAGAUCGAUUUAAAAUGAAAUAAAAUUUAACAAGCUCUCACAGACAGACACACACACAAAAUUAAACCUUAUUGGAGUAAACCAAAAACGAACAAAUCUAACACUUAUAAAUAAUACAUAUAUCAACUCUUUGGGUCUUCGCCCACUUUCCCUCGCAGGGGGGAACCGAAUUUUACAAUUAGGCAAAACGUUUCGAAUUUUCUAGUGGAAUUUUUCUUCUCGUUAUACAAUACAUUUCUUAUAAAACAAAAACACUUGAUAAAAAAACCAUAUUUAAACAAAUACCCUUUGAAACCAUCACAUAUAUUCUAUUACAUAUAUAGCGUUUGUUGAACAUAAAUAAAAAUCACCUAAUGAAUCAUCACUCUACAAACAAAAGCAACACUAAAAAAAAUAAAGCUAUCGAAUCGAUUGUCUUUUUAAAACCGAUCGGAAUCCUGUAUGCUUCCGAUGCUUCUUGAACUUUUUUCACUGAUUAAAACUCGAUAUUGGCGAAACAAAUUGUGAUCAAGUAGAUUUGUUUGGAAUGCAAAUAAAAAACACAAACAAAACAAAACUCAUGUAAAAAAUUUAGCAAAAUAAGAAAAAUGAACCCAAAGUUGUGAAAUUGUGACCGAAAAAUACAUACACACACCCUUAAACAUACACUCUCACACACAAACACACACACAUACAAACACCUAGUGACACAUUCGGUUUGAUAAAAGCAGUAGUAUUGUGUAUAGUAACUUAAAGAAAAUGUUUCGAAUUAGAACACAAAAUAAUUUUCAUAUAUCUUUUGAGCAAGAAAAUCUGUUUUUACGAAUGAAGAUAUCGUUCAUCUCAAGAAAAAAAAUGUCAAUUCUCUCGAUAAUACACUGAAAAAAAAUGGUAGCGAAAAAAAAAACAAAUCUUUGGGGGAAACUUAACCUCAUCGUGUGCUGAUAUCGUUUGAACAAAAUUAUUUGUUACGUCAGAGAAGUCACAUAAUAUUUUGGUCACAAAAUGGCUUCCCCUAUUACGAUUGUCGACAAAGACAUACGAUCUCAAUUCGUUUAACAAAAAACACUGAAGAAAAAACACCUUUGUUGAAUUUGAUGAAAAGAACAAUUCACAAUGUUCCAAAAAUUUCGGUUCAAUUACAAAAUUCCAGGUAAAUUGCCGCUGUUUCUCACAACACAAACUGAAAGAGAAAACAAACAUUAAAACAGAUUCCCUGUACUAUUCUAAACGAAAACGAUAGACACCCAACAACACUCAUUCUUUGGCAGUUAAAAUGGCGGACACCGAGACGCCAUUCAAAAUGUAAACGAAAAGCAGUCGUUCGAAGAACAAAAAAUAGGUACACUUUAAUGAAGAAUUCCUUGAAACUUAAUAAACAGAAAAAGGAAAAACUGUUUGCACAAUUAACGCUCUUAAAACCGAAACGAAAAUUUAAACAGUGACUUCUCAUGUUUUUUCCUUUCGUUCACGAUAGGAGGAGAUUGAAACGUGAGGGUGCAAGCAGAAAGUAAUAAGCGAAGAAAACUUGGUAGAAAGAUUUGAAAACCUAUAGCGGAUAGUAGUUAUUAUUGUACCUUUUUUCUGAAUAAAUAAGCAAAAAAAACUAAUAAAAACAGAACAAAAAGUGAGCAAAUGAGGCGAUGGAAAACGGUAGGAUACAUAUUCAAUUAUAAAAAGAAGAAGGGGUGGUGCUGGUCCCAGACAUCCCAGGCAAUUAAAAACAGAACAUCAACUAAAGCAACCGGUUUGGUUGAAAUGGAUCUUUAAUAAAGCUAAUGAAAUGAA